AUGAAAAAUUGCUUGAGGUAUUUGAUAAACGAUCACCUUUAUGUGGAAGCUACUUUAGAGAAUGACAAAUAUCAAGAAACUUUUAAAACGUUAAUAGUAAGGCUCUGUGUGGAGGGUGAACAUGCUGUUAUUGGAAAAAUAAAAUUCUUAUGGCCUGAACAAUGCCUUCCUAAUGAAAUCACAAUCGAUGAAAAGCAGACUAUUGUUUUGAGAGGGAUCGGUAAUAUUGCCAGGAUACCUAUGAGAAUGCAACCGAUUAAGCGUUCAUUAUACAUUGGUACUUCAGAAGAUUCCGUUCCAUCCAUAUCCGUUCAUACUUCACUGUCUUCUGCACACAUAACAGAGCCCUUUGAUUCUCUUGCUGCAAAGAUUUCCAAUUGCUUAGCACAAAAGGAUUUGAGUAAUAUUUGGAAUGAACUAUCAAAAUUAGCCAAGAAGACAAAUGUUGAUUUGUCUGAUCAGUUACCUGUGGCACUUUCUGCUCAAAUGCAAAUGGCGUUGCUAAAGAUUUUACGCAAAUGUGUUAGUGAAAAACUGUUUGACCGAAUACUCACAUUUAUCAUUCACUCAAGGCUGAUCACCGAAUCCAAAGCAUGCUGUAAAUUCAUUGAAUUAUUAGCUAGUAAAAGUCUUAUUCAACAAGCAGUUGAUCUUUUGCGCUUUUCGCUAAUGGUGGAUAAUCGAACUUAUAUGAUGUUUCUUAAAAUGUGUUCUAAUGAGCCUGUUUCGAAAAGUUCCAACCUACUUUCAGCUUUACUGGAAAAACCAGUUAAUAGUUGGGGGUUACGAUUAACUGUUUCACAGGAAUUGACAGAGAUUGAAGUUACGACACUUAUUGAACGAUUGAUAUUACUGGGCUUUGACAGAAAAAGAGAUGAUUUAUUUGAUAACAUAUUAAAACUUGUGGCAGUCCUUGCUGAUAGCCAUUCACAGCGUUUUGUUUGGGAUGAAAAAUGUCACGGUGCAAUACGAGAUGCAGCCUAUUUUGCAGCAACUAUGGUAUUCCUAGUUUCUUAA
Messenger RNA from Brugia malayi, 1017 nucleotides. RefSeq lists its product as uncharacterized. The coding region runs from base 1 to 1017 and encodes 338 amino acids. The record is from RefSeq and is a predicted model, not a curated record. The transcript has 8 exons. NCBI's taxonomy places the organism in Eukaryota, Metazoa, Nematoda, Chromadorea, Rhabditida, Onchocercidae.